This is a messenger RNA of Danaus chrysippus (African queen), 1701 nucleotides long. Lineage: Eukaryota; Metazoa; Arthropoda; Insecta; Lepidoptera; Nymphalidae. The record is from the annotation of a GenBank genome assembly.
AUGUCGAAAGUAACUAAAAUAGUCGUUAUAAUAUUCAUGAUUGAGUUAAAAUGUGAAUGUGAUACGCUGACGGGGAAAAAACAAGGUCUUAUAUUGAAUGAAAGUGAUGUUAAAGAAAGUGUUAAUCAGAUAGUUCAUUUGGAUUACAUUAAAUAUCGCAGGCAGGGUUUAUGGAGAUGUUAUAAUUUAAUGAUGUGGAAAAAACGUAAAAGGAUAAGCGGCGUAUAUAACAAGUUAAAGAGGAUAAUUAGUUCGAGAGUUAAAAGAAGUCAAUAUUUCUUUGGAAAUAGUCAUAGCUUAUAUGAGAACACUACUUCGGGUGAAGAAGAUGAUUCAGUAGUGACAGUUUCUACAUUCAAAAAACUGUGGCCGAUUGAUGACUGGUAUAGAUACGGACUUUUCACAGACGGAUUUAUUCGUUAUAUCGACCCUCAUUGGCUGCAAUUUCCGCCUCCAAAGCCCUAUUUGCAUUAUAUCUUGGCAGUGCUUUAUAUAAUGCUGGCAUUAAUCGGCCUACUGGGAAACUCCAUCGUUUUAUUAAUGUACUAUAGAUGCCGAACCCUGAGGACUCCAGGGAACAUAUUGGUUGCUAAUCUAGCGCUUAGCGACUUCUUAAUGUUGGCCAAAACACCAAUAUUCAUAUUUAAUUCAUUUAACCUCGGUCCAGCUCUGGGAAAAACAGGUUGCGUGAUCUACGGCUUCGCGGGUGGAUUGAGCGGUACGACAUCAAUUGCCACUCUAACAGCUAUAGCUUUGGACCGCUACUGGGCCGUGGUCCAUCCCCUUGAGCCGCUGCGAGCGCUUACAGCUAUACGAGCCCGCUUGCUAGCAGUUGGUGCUUGGCUGUAUGCCGGGAUAUUUGCUACCAUUCCAGCUUUAGAUAUCGGAUAUGGUAACUACGUUCCUGAAGGCUAUCUAACAAGCUGCAGUUUCGAUUAUCUCACAGAAGAACUCCCACCUCGUUAUUUUAUUUUUGUAUUUUUUUGUGCCGCCUGGCUGGCGCCCUUAUGUAUUAUAUCGUACUGCUAUACCAGUAUUCUUAGAAUAGUUGUAGGCAAGAGAAAUAUUUCCACAAAAAAUCAAGAGCAAAAACUAUCUUCUAGACACGUUAAGGAACAAGCUAAACGAAAAGCUGAAAUCAAGAUAGCUCUACUUGUUAUUGUUGUUAUAGCAUUAUUUUUUAUUUCAUGGACGCCAUACGCAAUUGUUGCUCUCUUAGGAAUAUUUGGCCAAAAGAACCUGAUAACUCCUAUGGUUUCUAUGGUCCCAGCUUUAUUCUGUAAAACAGCUGCCUGCAUAAAUCCUUUCAUUUAUAUAAUUACCCAUCCUAAAUUCCGUAAAGAAUUCCAAAAGCUGCUAUUCAAAGACAAGUCGCGUAGAAUGAGAGGUACUCUCAGAACGACCGGCUACUAUACAGAUAGAUCUAAAAUGCACAGACAAAGUAAGCAACUCAGUGAAACCGACGUGGAAAUAGUCGAAAUGAAAGAUAUACCAUAUCACAAUGCCACCAAAACGGGGAACUGUUAUGUUGAGACAGUAUCCUCAAAGGUAUCUCAUAGAGAAGGUUCACAGAAAUCACAGAGAAGUGUAAGUAUUAAAGAUAUGGAAGAGAGUGUAGUCUCUCCUCCAUCGUGGUACUCCAAGCCACAGUUCUCCAAAAAGAGAAGCUUUCAUCGUCAAUCAACCAAAAUGUCGUUUUAG